AUGAAAUUAUUAAGAUUCCCAUAUCCUUACCAUAAUGGAACAAUUACAGCCAUUGCAUGUUUAUAUUACUAUGAUGACAAUUCUGACGAAAAUAACCAUAAUAACAAAGAUUUCUUAUUUACCUGCGGCGGUGAUAACAAAAUUCUAAUAUGGGAUGUACAAGAACUAAUAGAUACAACCAUUGGUAAAAAUCAAUCAAUACCUCAACCUAUAGAGGAAGUGUUAUAUCCUGAAAUCAAAGAUAGCGAUGGUAUCAGUCCUACUGCACCAUUUAAGCUACAAUUCACCAGCAUGCAAAACAAAAGUUUAUUUAUGGCCUUUGAUAGCCAAACUUAUGUUUUGGUAAACUAUUCUCCUAAUAAUGCUACUACCAAUACUAGUAACACUAAUAACAAAAUCAUUUCUUUAUUUGAACCAAAAACCGUGACUGUUAUAGAUAUAGGCUGUAUCGGUGGUUAUGGAUUUGUAUUGUUACAACAAUUAUAUAAAAAUGAAAAUGAUACCAAGGUUGGUAUCGACACAACUGCUGGCAUGUAUUUAGUUAGAGUCUUCAAUAGUGAUGGGAAGUAUAUAUUUGAUAUACCCUUAAUGGAAAACACUGAUAGAAAAAUAGCUCCAGUAACUUUAAUACCGGACCCAACAGAACAAUUUUUAGUCAUUUAUAACAAUAAUAAAUCUGUAUUUGUAAUCCAAUACGAUAUAAAAUUGAAAACUUUUAAAAAGCUAUAUAGGCUACCUCAAUACACUAAUGUUGAACCGAUUCAUUAUAAAAUAGAUAUGCCACCGCAGGGUAAUUUUAUUCCAUUAGCUAAUGUGGUCAACUCGACGAAGCAACCAACAAUUUCCUUGGUGGAUAUGCCAGGCGCUCCACUAGCUCAUAAUACCACUAAUGGUAUCAUACCCGCUAUUCAGACAAAGCAAAGCCAAUUUAAGACUAUUGUUUCAUUAGUUGGCCAAUCGGAACCAGAUUGUAAUAUAAUCAAAUUUUCACCAAGAGUGUACUGUAAACAUAGUAAAAAAACAAAAGAAGUUUUCCAUUACAAUUUGUUGGCAACUGCAACCACCAACUCUGACAAUAUUGUUGUUUGGAAUACUAAAAGAAAAAAGCCUUUAUUUAAUGCGGCUCAAAUAUCAAAUUCUCCAGAUGGGGGUAACAAUAACACUACUAGCAAAGAUUUUACAAAUAAAAAAAAUAUUUCUGAUAUAUGCUGGUCUUCAGAUGGGAAAACUUUGAUUGUUACUUCAUUUAAUGGGUUUAUUUCAAUUUUUUCAUUCAAAAUAGAGGAAUUAGGCGACAUAAUGACUUUUCAAGAUAUGGAAAAAUUAAAGCUAUUAAAGUUACCACCGCUAUCUCCUCCGGUAAUUGAUAAAAACAUGGAAUCCACCACUGUGCAAGGUACUGUUAAAAAUAAAAAAACCAGCACAGUAAUUAAGGGCAAGGACUCCCAAGAUGUUGCCAUUAACCUACCAACAAAGGAACCCCAAAAGAUUAUUUCAUCAAACAUUAUGAAAUUUACUCUGCCCUCAUCCGCGGUACCAAAAGAUUUAAAAAGGGUUAAAUCAUCUGCAAAUCAUACUACCCAUUCUGCCGCUAAGAAAGUUAAAAAAGAAUUGAAAGAAUUGGAUUUUAUAGACACUUCAUUGCUAUUACCCUUGGUAGCUUUUUCAAAAAUAAGGUUGGCUAUUCCAAAAGUCAGAUUGAAGUUUAGUUAUUCCACUAAAAACUAUAAAAUAAGUGUGAUUAAUGGUAACAGUACAGAGGCAAUUCCGACUAAAUUAAUACUAGACUCUUUGAAGACAAACAACGGCAUAACUACCGAUGAUAAUGUGCUGGAAAAACCCAUUUUCACUUCAACUCAUUAUUUGCCUAAAUUGAUCAAUUUGUGUACCGGAACAGAAUAUUUUUGGGCGAUUGCUACUGAACAGGGUCAAAUUCAUAUACAUUCAGUGGCUGGAGGUUCACAUUUGGUGCCUCCAAUUAUAUUAGGUGUGCCCGUUAGUUUUUUAGAGAGUUGUGGUGUAUAUUUAAUGUGUAUUACUUCAAUUGGUCAGCUAUACUGCUGGGAUAUAGCCAAGUUAAAAUUAAAGUUUCCUAUGUGUGAUAUUUAUCCUCUUUUGUCACCAACUCUAAGAUACUCUGAUGAGAUUUUGAGCAGAGCAGAAAACUUGACCUCGUGCAGUAUAAGUAGUAAUGGUGUACCCAUAAUCACUACUAGUAAUGGUGAUGGGUACAUGUAUGACUGUGAUAUGCAAAAUUGGCUAUUGGUAAGUGAUUCAUGGUGGGCCUACGGUUCUCAGUAUUGGGAUCUAACCAACACUAUCAAUGGUGAUUCAUCCGUGGUUUCAACUGUACAAAGGGAGCAAAAUAAUGAUAAUAAGGGCUCUUAUAGAGACGAGCUUGGAACAAAUACACCUACGUCUAGCAUAGUCAGUUAUUUAGAGAGCAGAACAAAUGAUGAACUAUACAGACGUGGCAGUGUGAAAUUAAUUCAGAAAUUUGCUAAAACUAUGCUAAUGAAAGAGGGUUUUGAAAACUUAGAAGAAAUUGUGUCUUUAGCACAUCUAGAAAAUAGAAUUUUGUGUUGUUUAAAAUUAAAAAUGUAUUCUGAAUUUGAACAUUUAUUGAUCACCUAUUGUGUGAGAUUAGCUGAGAUGGAUUAUGCUGAUAGGUUAAAUGAAGUUUUCCAAUUUUUAUACGGUGAUGAUGGACAAGAUUCUAACUUGUGCGAAGAUAUAGGUGCUGACAGUGCAAACGUCAAAUUAAAAACCAAGCACCAACUUUUACAUUCCGUAUUAGUGGCAUGCACGUCAAUCAGGCAAGUCCAAAGGUUAACCUUAUCAUAUUUUACAGCAUUGGAAAACUCAAACUUGUAA
Saccharomycodes ludwigii is the source of this 2874-nucleotide messenger RNA. It is a transcript of the gene HIR2, whose product is annotated as Hir2p. Gene Ontology annotation, biological process: regulation of DNA-templated transcription; chromatin remodeling; DNA-templated transcription. Gene Ontology annotation, cellular component: nucleus; HIR complex. Lineage: Eukaryota; Fungi; Ascomycota; Saccharomycetes; Saccharomycodales; Saccharomycodaceae. The transcript has a single exon. Bases 1 to 2874 code for a protein of 957 amino acids. Gene Ontology annotation, molecular function: nucleosome binding; protein binding. The record is from RefSeq and is a predicted model, not a curated record.